GUCUGGACUCAUCGGUGAUAUGCGGGGACGUAGAAUGCGGAACAUUAUGUAGCAUAAUAGAGAAUUGCAGCUGUGUAACCAGGAACAAGGUGAAAUACAGAAAAUAAAUCAGCCGUGAGCACUUCCUGCCCAGGAUGCAUUGGUCAAUGGACUUGCUCCCCCUCACUCCAUAUUUGGAAUCAGGGGUCGGACCUCUGAAUGGGCUCCUGUGGACUCUUCUCCUUCUCUUCCUAUGGUACUGUUACCGGGUUGGCUCUGACCUUCCAGCCUCAGGCCGAACACACACAGGAAAGAUCAAGUCCAGUUCAAUGCGAUCAAUUUUAUCCCGUACAGGUAGUGCAAGAGCAGAGAACAUUGCAGCGUCCAAAGUGUUGUCCAGUGAACAGGGCACUCCAUGCAUUGCAUUGGAGACAGGAGAUGAAGAAGAACAAGGGCAGGGUUACCUCACACCAGUUUUAAGCCAAGUCUUGUUUCCAGCUCAGACCACUUCAAGUGGUAGAAAGUUGUAUGCAGCACUGCAAGAGUAUGCUAAGCGCUAUAGCUGGGCUGGGAUGGGUCGCAUCCACAAGGGCCUCCGUGAGCAGGUCAGGUCAAAAGACCGCUCCGCUAUCCAGAGGCCUCAUCUUUUCUUCCUUCCAGAUGUCCCAAGCAUCCCCUACUUUCCACGUGAUGCCCAUCGCCAUGACAUUGAAAUAUUGGAGGCCAACUACCCUGUUAUCCUGGCAGAGUUCCAGGCUAUCUACCAACGAGGAAUUGACCAGAAGCUUGGUUGGACUUGUUUUGGACCAAAGGGCCAGGCAGCAUUUCUCCUUUACAAUGCAGGUGUGUGUAUGACCGCCAACUGCCGCUCCAGCCCCUCCACCUACCGCACUCUCCUCUCACUUCGCACCUUCAUAAGCAGCAAUUCUUUGGGGGCUGCUGGAUUCUGGCUCUUAGGACCUGGGGCUACAUUGAGUGGAUCAUAUGGCCCCACCAACACCCGUCUACGCUGUCAUUUAGGUUUACAGACCCCACCUCAGUGUGAGCUAGUAGUGGGCGGUGAGCCUCAGUGCUGGUCAGAGGGACACUGCCUCCUGGUAGACGACUCUUUCCUUCACACUGUUUCCCACAAUGGGGUGGCAGAGGAUGGACCACGAGUCAUUUUCAGCGUCGACUUCUGGCACCCAAAUGUGGCUGCAGCAGAGAGACAAGCCUUGGACUAUAUUUUCUGCCCUGAACAAUGAACAUCAGUGGCCAUGUUUUUCUUGAAAAAAAAGGCAGCUGAGCUUCCUCUUCGAUUGGAGGAUUGUGAUUUUCAUUCUUAAACUCAACAUCUUUUCAGUGGAAAUAUCACUGUGUUAAAAGUGAAUCCCAUGGGAGAAAAAAAUAAAUCAUAUUAAAUCUAUUCUAAUCACUGAAAAUUCUAAUAAUCAAAAAUCAACUAAAAAUGUUUUACACAUUUGAACUAUGAAUUGUAAGAAAACAUAGACAUAUUUGUUUGAACACGUCGUAGCUGCUGACUCACGUGUUUUCGAAUAAAAUCUACCAUGCAUGUGCAGUGUAUGCAUGUGCUAUUGUAAUCUGUGCUGUAAAAUUUGUAUAAAGAUGGUGCCUGCUCAACAUAUAUAGGGAACGCUUUUUCACCCCAUAAAUAGCCAUACAAUAAUGUUUUGAUCUAAUACAGUCUGACUACAUUUACUGUGAGUUAUCAAAAAGUUCAAUGUGUAAAAAUGUAUGACCCACAUAUGUAUUUUUCUUAUUUCUAUGCCUUUCUAAUCAUUGGUUUCUCUAUUGUGCCUAAUGUUUUUUUUACAUUGUGACCUCUUUUUGGCAUAUACUGGAUAAUGUUUUUUUUAAUAGUUUUUUUUAUUAGUAUUAUGGUAGAGAAGAUGCACAUGAGGUAUAGUUUUAAGCACAGUACCUAUG
Molecule: messenger RNA, 1905 nt
Organism: Hypomesus transpacificus
Lineage: Eukaryota; Metazoa; Chordata; Actinopteri; Osmeriformes; Osmeridae
Gene: asphd1
Product: aspartate beta-hydroxylase domain containing 1
Exons: 6
Coding region: 135-1223 (362 amino acids)
Source: RefSeq, a predicted model, not a curated record